This is a messenger RNA of Falco peregrinus (peregrine falcon), 935 nucleotides long. RefSeq names its product BRICHOS domain containing 5 (gene BRICD5). Gene Ontology annotation, biological process: regulation of cell population proliferation. The record is from RefSeq and is a predicted model, not a curated record. The transcript is spliced from 6 exons. The coding region runs from base 214 to 894 and encodes 226 amino acids. Lineage: Eukaryota; Metazoa; Chordata; Aves; Falconiformes; Falconidae.
CCCAGGUGGCAGCUCUAAGGUUUCAGCCUCCCCGAGGUCCGAGUUGAGGAGCUCCUGGCUGGGAAGCCCUUUGGCUGCGUGGACACAUAUUUACAUUUUGUGGAUGCACGCUUAGGUUUCCCCAGCACGCCUGGCGUUCAGGAUCAUGCCCAGUCCCAGUCCGUGUGGUGUCAGCAGGCAGAGCUGCAGGCACGAGGUGCACUGAAGCGGAGGAUGGAGGGUCAGAACGGCACCGGCACUGCUGCCCCUGCAGACACGAGGAUUGCCACACACUUCACAGCUCCAUCCAGGACAUUCUGGAUCAUCCUGUCCAUUGCCUUGUUUUUUGCAGUUGUUGGCAUCAGCAUCGCGGGGGUUCUCAGCUUCUCCCCCAGCUCUGCCCAGGCUGGCUUGCAGCUCGUCCAGCUAACGCUCCAGGGCCAGCACGACCCGCUGAGAAACCAGACAGCCUUGGUGGACCAGUCCAGGAGCACCGUGACCUACUACAUAACCUCGCAGAGUAACCACACCGCUGUGGUGCUGUAUGACAGCAGGAACGGCUACGUGUGCUACAAGCCCGUGGAGCAGCGUGCGUGCUACCUGAGGAGGAUGGACACCUGGGACCUCCAGACCCUACAGACAUCUUCCAACUUGUCUGAGCAGAGAGCUGAUCGGCUGCUACAUCAGAAUAACCAGACCAAGUACUACCGGGAGUUCCUGGGCGUUCUGGCGGGGGAACAGGUGGACCCCAACAGCCUGGGGGAGGCUGUCCAGACCCUGUGUGAGCAGACAUCCAUCUUCUGGGUCCGGAGAGGGGAGGGUCCAGGGAAGCAGCGGCUGAUCUAUCUGUGCAUUGACAUCUGCUUCCCAAGCAACAUUUGUGUGUCUAUCUGCUUCUAUUACCUCCCCGAGUAAGACCUGCAGCCACGGAUGCCCUCUCACUGCUCUACAUACUU